Molecule: messenger RNA, 460 nt
Organism: Staurois parvus
Lineage: Eukaryota; Metazoa; Chordata; Amphibia; Anura; Ranidae
Source: the annotation of a GenBank genome assembly
AUGCGCGAAUCAAAUUUUUCCCGAUCGGCCGAUUUUCAUCCCUUCUACAGCCGGCAAAAAGUGUCCCUGCAGAGAGCUCCGCUAUUUCUGACAGUUCUCUGACAGUUCCUUCACAUUUACAGCGGUUGAAACAUUGUAUCUAUUGUUUCCAUUUAGGAUACAGAUGUUUUUAUUCGGAAACAAAUAGAUACAAUGUUUCAACCGCUGUAAAUGUGAAGGAACUGUCAGAGAACUGUCAGAAAUAGCGGUGCUCUCUGCAGAUACACUUUUUGCUGGAAUGGAAUACACUUUUUGCUGGAAUGGAAUUCUUCUUCAUCCUCAUCCUACUUCUUCUUCUUCUUCUUCAUCCUCAUCCUUCUUCUUCUUCUUCAUCCUCAUCCUACUUCUUCUUCUUCUUCUUCAUCCUCAUCCUACUUCUUCUUCUUCUUCAUCCUCAUCCUACUUCUUCUUCUUCUUCUUC